Messenger RNA from Astyanax mexicanus (Mexican tetra), 8021 nucleotides. RefSeq names its product vang-like protein 1. The transcript is spliced from 9 exons. Gene Ontology annotation, biological process: multicellular organism development. The record is from RefSeq and is a predicted model, not a curated record. Gene Ontology annotation, cellular component: plasma membrane. NCBI's taxonomy places the organism in Eukaryota, Metazoa, Chordata, Actinopteri, Characiformes, Acestrorhamphidae. Bases 1160 to 2749 code for a protein of 529 amino acids.
CAGGUUUUAUCACUUCUGAGGUUUCUUUGGUUGAUGUGGACAAGUCUUGUGUAGGUUAGCUAGAAGGUGAACACGGUUAUUUUUGAGGGAAAUAAUCGUUAUUUUUUGAAAAUAAACAGAAUGCAAGUGCUAACUAGUGAGCUAGCUAACUAGCAACAUAUUUACAAAAAUAUAUAUUUCAGAAUAUCUUAUUAAUUAUCUUUUUCUGAAGCUAACUUAGAUUUUGUUUCUUCAGGUUUUUUCACUUCUGAGGUUUAUUUGGUUGAUGCGGACAAGUCUUAUGUAGGUUAGCUAGAAGGUGGACAUACGGUUAUUUGUGAGUGGGAAAAUUGUUAUUUUUGGAAAAUAAACUGGGUGCAAGUUUUCCAACUGUCAGUUCCAGUGCUUGUGGGUUAAGUUCGCUUGCUUAGCAAACCUAACUGGAAUAUGUGGGUUAAAACCCUGUCAGUUUGGGGAAAAGACCCUGUGAGUGACACACACACACACACUUGACGUUAGACUCACAUACACACGUUUCCAACUCCCUCUUUCCUUCCCUUCCCUUUAGUGGGAAGCCGAAAGGCGUUGACACGCUGCUUUAGUUAAAGGCUAGGUUAACUAACCUCGCUAUAAUAACCGGAGAAAAAGCUUAGGUUAGCUAUCCUAGCUAGCUACUGUCGCCUCCUCGCUUUUCUGCUCUUUUCCAGCUUUAAGCAUUCUUUCCCCCCUCAAUAUCUGCCUGUACCGGCGGUGUCUAGUCGAGGGCGGUUCGCUGCUGUUCACCGCGCCGCUGUCUGGAGCAGGUUUUGGCGCUCCAGGCCCUGAGGAGACCGGGGAGUUUCCUACCGCGUCCGCCAUUUGUUCUGGUUGUGGGAGGGAGGCUACAGGUAGCCAGGGCUGGGAGUUGGCGCACACACAUUUAGAAGUGAGCUAGUUAAUGAGGCAGCUGAGGUGUUUUCACUACUCAACGGCAUGUCAGAUUGACGCUUAAUGGCUGGGAGCCCCCAGGCUCACGUCCAAGAUUGACUCUCGGCAGAGCACAGUCUCCACCAAUCUGCUGAGCGAGUUUCGCCUCCUGCCAGAUAAAACCGCCCACAAGCUUCCACUACGUCUGCCCAGCCCCAAGCCCAGCAACGUCCAGGACGCCCUCAGCCAAUCGCUGGGGCAGGAAAGCGCCAACAUGGACACGGAGUCCACCUACUCUGGCUACUCGUACCACUCUGGCCGGUCGAGGGGCUCACACAGGCAUGGGGAGCGCAGUCGUGACCGGCACAAGUCCCGCAGUAAAGACAGCAGCCGCUCAGAGAAAUCCGUCACCAUCAACGCUCCACCUGCUGAGCCCUUGUUAGGAGACCAGUCGAUGCGAGGAGAAGAGAUGCAGGAUGACAACUGGGGCGAGACCACCACGGCCGUCACCGGCACCUCCGAGCACUCGCUCUCGCAAGAAGACAUCGUCCGCAUCAGCAAGGACCUGGACGACAGCGUGGGUCUGGACUGCAAGCAUUACCUCUCCGUCUCCUUCUCCGUCAUCCUGGGCCUGCUGGUGCUGCUCACGCCGCUGGCCUUCCUGGUGCUGCCUCACCUGCUGUGGCCGGAGAGACUGCGGGUCUGCGGCACGGCCUGCGAGGGUCUCUUCAUCUCCGUCGCCUUCAAGCUGCUCAUUCUGCUGCUGGCCGUGUGGGCGCUGUUCUUCCGGCCCCCCCGAGCGGGCAUGCCCCGAAUCUUCGUGUUCCGCGCCCUGCUGUCCACGCUGGUGUUCCUGUUCGUGCUCUCCUAUUGGCUGUUCUAUGGAGUGCGCAUCUUCGACACAAAGGAUGAGGAUUAUCAGGGCAUUGUGCAGUAUGCAGUCUCUCUGGUAGACGCUCUGCUGUUUAUCCACUACCUGGCCAUAGUGCUGCUGGAGCUGCGGCAGCUGCAGCCCUGCUUCUCCCUGUGCGUCACUCGCUCUACAGACGGAGAGACGCGCCACUACAACCUGGGACAGCUGAGUAUCCAGAGGGCAGCUGUAGCCGUGCUGGAGAACUACUACAGAGAUUUCCCUGUACACAACCCAGCUCUACUCACAGCCUCCAAGUCCCGCGCAGCCAAACACCUGGCAGGCCUCAAGGUCUACAAUGUAGAUGGUCCUGGAGGCAAUAACGCAGCAGCAGGUAUCGCCCAGUCUCAGUCCCGAGCCAUGAUCGCCGCUGCCGCCCGCCGACGAGACACCAGCCAUAAUGAGCUCUACUACGAGGAAGCAGAGCACGAGAGACGCGUCCGCAAGCGCAAAGCCAGGCUGGUGGUGGCAGUUGAAGAGGCCUUCACGCACAUCCGCCGCCUCCAGGAGGAGGAGCAGAAGAAGUCCCCUGGGGAAAUCAUGGAUCCACGCGAGGCGGCGCAGGCCAUCUUUCCUUCUAUGGCCCGAGCCCUGCAGAAGUACCUGCGCACCACCCGUCAGCAGCACUGCCACAGCAUGGAGAGCAUCCAGCAGCAUCUAGCCUUCUGCAUCACACACAACAUGACGCCUAAGGCAUUUCUGGAGAGCUACCUGAUGCCAGGCCCCACGCUGCAGUACGGCCGCGAGCGCUGGCUGGCCCACCAGUGGACCCUCAUCAGCGAGGCCUCAGUGACCAGCGGCCUGAAGGAGGGCACCGUAUUUCUGCUAAAAUGCAUAGACUUCAGCUUGGUGGUCACCACUAAAAAGAUCCCCUACAUCAAGCUCUCUGAGGAGUUCAUCGACCCCAAGUCCCACAAGUUUGUCCUGCGGCUACAGUCGGAGACUUCGGUGUAGCCAUAUAUCACAUCUUGUCUUUUGUUUUGUUUGUUUUUUCAGUCGCUCACAAGCUAUUUUUGUGUUGGGUUGAGAUUUUCAAAUGUAAUGAGUUUUUCUUAGAUUUUUUUAUGUAUGUAAUAUAUACAUAUGAAUCUUUAUAUCACAUAUUUGAAUAUAUUUCUUUUCUUUUUUGUUUAGUUUUUUUUAUCAGUUUGGGCAGGCACGUUAAGCAGGAUGCACUGUUCUAACAUGCUCACGUUCCAAACAUGCAAAAGUGUACAAAGACAUGCAAAUGUAACAUGAGAGAAUAUAGUGCACAAGACUUCUUUUUCACAUCCUUUUUUUUUUAAAACACCAGAAACUCUGAACUAUCCAGUGGACCACUUUCAAAAACCUCUCAAAAAAUGGUGGAUGGACCCAAAGGAUUCUCACAGGAGAGAGAUGACAACAUUUCUCUUGGAUUUUCUCUUUCCUCUCAGCUCAGACAUGGACAUGUUCAGGCAAAGGCACUGUGAAUCAAAUCUAACCCCAGCAGACGGGAUUUCUCCACUUGUUCGCCACAUGUUUCUGUAUCAGCGGAGAACCCGCACCUCUCUGCACUCUCAGACCGCUGUACACUCUCUGUUCACUCUCUCUCUCUCCGUCUCCGCAGAGGUUGUUAUAGCAACCGAGCUUUGACUCCACGGGGUUGAAAAACAUGAGACAUGGUCGAAAUGAUGACCUUUUUCUACUGUAAGUGUGUAUGAACUCUAGCGGUGCUUCUUUUUUAUCAUCAACAAUCACAUUGGAUCUGUCUCAUCACUGAUAAAACACAACAUAAUCACAUUUUAUUUUUAGUUUUUUGUUUUUCAUUUACACAUUAUACCUUUUUUUUGGGGUCAGUAUCAAUUUAAUGUGCCUUUUGUGUCUGCAGCUUUUACUCUGAAUGAACACUGAAAAAAAGCCAUUUAAACAGAGAAUUCCUUGAUGAUAUCUAAACAUUGAUGAUAUAUAUAUUCCUUGAUGAUAUAUAAACCUCUAAGCCCUCUAAGAAAGAAACUGUUUACAUCAGUUUUCAUUACAACCUUCAUAAUAUUUAGUUUUUUUUAAGGAACUGAGGGCACUUGCUGCAUGUUCAGCAGUUAACAAUAUUCAUUUUCACUUAUUAGUUAAUGUUUCUCAAAUAGUUCCCAUACUUAGGUAUGGGAGGUAAAGCUUAAGCUAAAAUAUCAGUAAAUUAAUUAAUAAUUUGAGAAAAUUAAACUGUAUAUUUGAAAUGGAAAUUAACAAACUAUGAACAUUUUAUAAUGUUUUCAUUAUAAGCCAAUUUUAGCAAAUAUUUUUAAAUUGUCCAGUAAAAAAAGUCUUAUAAAUAUGAUAAGUAGUCAAAAGAGUAAUGCCUUUUCUCUGUAAUGAGGAUCAAAAGGCACAGUAUUCUGAUAAUGACCCUAUUCAACUUGUGCACAUUGUACAGAUGUGAGGUGUUGGUGAGUGUGUUGUUAAAGUGGUAAGAGUUUAAAUUUAGUGUUCAGCUUGAGAAAUGGCAGUUCAAUGAGUGGAAACAGUUAUUUAGGGUAUUUUCACACAGCAGAUAAAUUUUUGGUGGUGUGGCAGUGUGAAGGGGCUAAGAUACACUAAAUCUGAGGCAGUGUCAUUCUGUCUGAACAGCCAGAACAGAAUUCAUGGGACGUUUAAGAAUUAAAGGCUGAAAAUGGACAACAUCAUUGAGUAAGGAAGGGUUUAGUGGGAGAUAAUGACCUCAUAAUCGGUAACAGAUCUCGUUAAUAUAAAAUUAAAUAAAAAAAUAAAGGUUAUGUUCACAUUACCAGGCUGAAGUGACUCAAACCUGAUUUUUUUGCUCAAUGUGGCUCAGAUUAGUUUUUUUUUUUUUUUUUUAUGGCUGAGCCAAAUCAGAUUUUUUGGAAAAUCAGAUUUGAGUCAAUUUCAUAUGUGGUCCUAUAUCAGUUAUGUGUCCAAUCAAUGGAUAUGCGACAUGAAUGUGAACCAUCAAGAUACCGAAAAAUCGGAUUUGUGAAAUGGCCAAAUGCGAGUGUGAUUGUAGCGUCAAAGCUAAAAGAAAUGAAGGCCAUGAACUAAAUAAUUAUCUCUCUGUUGAUAAGACCAACUUCUUCACAGCUCCUCUUAUGUUUGAGAAAAUGAAACCGAAACUUCACGUUAAGCAUUGCUCCUUUGCGCAUGCACACUAAUAUAGGCUUGCAAACUUUUCAGCCAAAGUCAGAUAUGGUUCACAUAUUUAUUUUUUUUUAAUAAAGUGAGAAAAUAGAAUUUUGGCACUUUUUUAUCUGCUGUGUGAAGAUAGCCUUAGAGCGUCUGCUCUGGUCUUUUAGUUUGUUUAUCAGGGACCAUAACCACCAUCUUCAAGAACUUGAAGCACAAGGUCAUGACUGUUGCUAUUCCUGUUGAGUUUAAAGUAAAGGUCAAUAUGCUUUUGCUUAAUCCAUAUAAUGUCACACACAGACACGGAUAGUACUGUAUAGAUGUCAAUGCCAGCUAAUUUACAACCUUGCUGUAUCCUUAUUAAUCUUAUUACCAAACAGCUUUAACUAAGGAGUAACUUUUUAAUUUAUUAAACAUUAGACCUCUGAGGCUGGCAUCAUUUUGUUGUCUUUAAGGCUCAUUUAUACUUAACAGGAAGAAUGCAGUGAAAUAACAUUUUAGGUUGAAACUGAACAAAAUGAAAAAUUUGUCUGAAGCCCAAAUUCUUUUUUUUUUUUUUUUUUUUUUGAGGGUUUUUUUGGGGGGAUUUUGCUAUUUUUUUUACCAUUGCAUAAAUGAACUAAUCUGCAAUUCUCAUUAUAAUUUCUAUGUUUAAAAUGUAACAUUAUUUAUUAAACACUGAACAUUUUUAACAUGGGACUUUUACAUCAAAGAAAGGGGUAAAAAUAUAUAAAUAAAAAUAUAAAGGCUGAAAUUGGAAAACAGCUGUGAGUGAGGGUUCGGUGGGGGAUAAUGAACUCGUAAAUAUUGGGGGAUAUUUUACCAAACAAAACAAAAAAAAAGUAAAUUAGUAGAGUUGCAGUAGCUUUAAUAUUUUAACUAAAAUUAGAACAUUUUGAAUGUAACAUUAUUUAAGCACUGAACAAUUUUACCAUCCCAGCUGGUUGCAAUUUGAUCAUGUCCUCAAAAACAAUUGUAUAAACUCGCCCUAACUACAAAACGCUGCGGGAAACCCUGAUACACUUAUUGUUAUUUUAUUUAAAAAUUUAAAUAGGGCAUCUUUCCCGGAACUUUCUUCAAACCAUAUUUCAAAAUGACACAUCCUCAGAGGUCUAUGCACAAACAAAAUCACAAUCUCAUUUAAGAAUGACAGAAAUAGACUUCUUACACUGAUUUAGUUUUUGGUUUGUAACAUAUAAAAGUUUUUUGAUAUGAUUAAAUGGUGUAAAAGUAUACAUUAUUUUAAAAGAAUUUUCCAGGAUGUGUAAAGGAGCAGUUCAACCAACAGUAACACGACUAUUUUUUUUACUUUUGGUGGAACUGUCCUUUGAAGCAGUUCAGCAAUGGUAUACUGUACUUGGUAUAUUCUGAUAGAACUGUUUGGAAAUGCUACAACCUGCUGUCGUUCCACUACUGGUUUAUGUUUUGUUAUCUGUGGCCAAAGACAGUGAUAUAAACUGGUCCUCUGUGAGGUUUGUGGGGAAAACAUGUAGGUGUCGUGAUAAUGUGGUCAAUAAGAAAGCACUUAAUAUGGACUGCGAUGCUUGUGUGUGAAGACUAAUCACAGGGCCCUUUGAUUUCUGCAUAGAGAUUGCGAUUAAAUUUAAGAAUUGAGGCAUAAAAACACAUUUUGACAUACGAAAAAGUGAUUAAAAAAACAAUAAAUACAACUAAAUGGGGGAAAAAGGAAUCUGAAAAGUGACUCAGCAGACUGAAAAACUCUCACUAUGCCUCAAUGAUCAUCACUUGCUCUCUCUCCGUCACUCCUGUUGUGAUACUGGCUGACACAGGCAUUUGUUGGCUGAUUUACAAAAGCUGGGGAUACGGCACUUUCCCCGAGCACAAUCUUGCAUGUAUCAGAGGAGGCAUGCACUUUUAGGGCAUGUCUGUGUGUCUUUGCUAUCUUUUGCUAUUGUAACGACAAGAAAAGUACACCGUGAACAGCCUGAAAUGUGCGAAACUGUGCAUGUACUAAUUCUCUUAAUUAAUCAUGGGUGUGUUUUGGGCAUCUGUCUAUGUUGUUUUUAGUCAGUUGCGCACCUGUGUUUUCUGUUGCUAAGAUAGCAAUAGGCCAGAAAUUGACUUGAACACACCUCAUUUCGAGACCACCACGGCCAUCGGCGUAGCUAUAUUUACAAGCACUGUUGCUAUUUAAACAACAGAGGUGCAAGAUGUGAAAAUAGACUCUUGGUGGGGUGUAAGAUAGCAAUGAGCACCCCUACUGUUGAAAGCAUUGCUAUUAGUAGGGGAAAUCUAGUAAAUUGGAGAGUUUAAAAAAUUGUAAAAAUGUAUAAUUUGGAGGGAAAUCAGAUUUCAUAGGGGCCUAUAAUGAAAAUAAGACAAUGAUUAGAUGUUACGACAAUGACACAAUGUUGAGACAAUGUUAGUUUUAACAAUGAUGAAUGAAUGAAAUAUUAUGAAUGAAGUUGUGCAAGUCCAUUUAUCUUAAUUUUCACAACAUAUUUCUUUUUGUUUUGUUUUUUCUGAUGAAGCCACUUUUAUAUCAUCACUCAUCACAUCAUGAACUUUUUUUUUUUUUCAAGCACGAUUACGACUGGCAGAAAGAAAAAAAUCCAUGCAAUUUCUAGAAGCAAGACUUUUAAUAUGCAAGCAGUUUCACCCCAGGAUGAAACCUUACGAUGCAUAGUGAUGCAUUAUUUUCUAAUCUGCCUUGUCGAUUCAAAAGGACAACCACUUAGUGCCCUCUAGGAAGAAUCACUGAAGGUGUCUGCCCUCCCGAUCGGCCUGCAAUCAAGCAGCAAACGGACGCUAAUUACAGACACUAAGAGGAUAUCGACUUCGCUCAUUCCUCCCCUCUUUCUUCCUCCUCUCCAACACACAUCACAGUGGUGAUGAGGACUGGCGUGUACUUUUCUUUAUAUGAACCUCUCUCACAAUGUGACUGUGCCUCUGUUUUUACGCAGUGUGUUUGUAUUUAUACUGUAAAUGUGCAUCAUUCCUACUCAACAACAACAAAAAAAAAAAAACGCUUCCGUUACAAAUCUCUCACUUUUCAUCCGUCAUUCGGAAAGGAAAGGCCAACAUUUAUAUUCCUGACGUUAUGUUGUGAUAAAUAUGUUUCAGAGCUCACUCCACAGACAUUUGUAUGAAAUAAACAUUUGUAUGAACAUUG